Molecule: messenger RNA, 2940 nt
Organism: Cucurbita pepo subsp. pepo (vegetable marrow)
Lineage: Eukaryota; Viridiplantae; Streptophyta; Magnoliopsida; Cucurbitales; Cucurbitaceae
Product: ABC transporter G family member 22-like
Biological process (GO): transmembrane transport
Cellular component (GO): membrane
Molecular function (GO): ATP binding; ATP hydrolysis activity; ABC-type transporter activity
Source: RefSeq, a predicted model, not a curated record
CUCUCCUAAUGGCUCUUUAUAUAAGAAGUGAAUGAGCACCAUUGAUGGUGCAAUAGAUUGAGCCAACUCUUUCUCUCUCUAAAGCUCUUCACUUCUGAAUCUCCACUCUCCUUCAACAUCACCAAAAAGGUAUGGUCAAUAUGAACUAUGAAUCUUCUUUCACAAUGGCGAAUUGUCAAACCAUUACUCUUAAUCAUUACACAUUCAUCAUAGCAUAUAUAUGUGUGUGUGUGUGUGUGACAUGACUUAGAUAGGAAGGUUGGAGACGACAUGGAGAAAACAAGUUCGUUAGGAUUGGCGAGGACGAAAUCCGAUCAACUGUUGGAGAAGGUGGCAGCAGCAUUCAAGUCACCGACGUCGAGCAGAGAGGCAAAUGGGGUGGUCGGGGAGAGUGGUAGCUCGACGUUGUCGAGGAAGCCGAGCAAGCAGACGCUGACAGCUCCUUCACCGGGGUGUGGCAGUGGCAGUGGUCGAAACACACACAUCAGGAAGUCUAGGAGUGCACAACUGAAGCUGGAUUUGGAUGACUUGGGCAGUGGUGCAGCCCUGAGUAGAGCUUCAAGUGCUAGCUUGGGCUUGUCAUUCUCCUUCACUGGCUUCACACUGCCACCUGAUGAAAUUGCUGAUUCCAAGACAUUUAGUGAUGAAGAUAUACAGGAUGUACAAGCAGGAACACGCAAGGCCAGAUUUCAAACAGAACCAACCAUGCCUAUUCAUCUCAAGUUCACAGAUGUUACUUAUAAAGUAAUUAUAAAAGGAUUGCGGACAAAUGUGGAGAAAGAGAUCCUGAAUGGGAUUACCGGUUUGGUACACCCAGGCGAAGUUCUGGCCUUAAUGGGACCUUCUGGAAGUGGCAAGACAACAUUACUCAAUCUGCUCGGAGGGCGGCUCAUACGAUCUACAGUUGGUGGUUCAAUUACCUACAAUGAUCAACCAUACAAUAAGUUCCUGAAAAGCAGGAUAGGAUUCGUGAUGCAGGAGGAUGUUCUAUUUCCCCACUUGACAGUGAAAGAAACAUUGAGAUAUGCAGCUUUGCUACGACUGUCAAGAACAUUGACAAAAGAGCAAAAGGAAAAGCGUGCUAUGGACAUUAUCUAUGAGCUGGGCCUUGAAAAGUGCCAGGAUACAAUGAUUGGUGGCUCCUUUGUCCGUGGGGUUUCGGGUGGAGAAAGGCGUCGGGUCUGUAUAGGCAAUGAGAUCUUAAUCAACCCCUCUCUCCUCUUUCUUGAUGAACCAACCUCAGGCUUGGAUUCUACAACUGCAUUGAGAAUUGUUCAGAUUUUACAUGAGAUAGCUGAAGCUGGGAAGACCGUGGUGACAACGAUUCACCAACCAUCAAGCAGACUAUUCCACAACUUCGACAAGCUAAUUCUUCUUGGGAAGGGAAACUUAAUCUAUUAUGGAAAAGCAGCAGAAGCAAUGAACUAUUUCUCAUCUAUAGGAUGUUCCCCACUUAUUGCAAUGAAUCCUGCUGAGUUCUUGCUUGACCUUGCAAAUGGCAACCUCAAUGAUGUGUCUGUUCCAUCAGAGCUAGAGGAUAAGGUGCAAGUAGAGAAUUCUGAGCCUGACAGUAGGCUCGAUAGACCUUCUCCAGCUCUUGUGCAGGAGUAUCUUGUGGAGGCUUACGAGACGAGAGUUGCAGAGAAGGAAAAGAGGAAGAUGCUCGCACCUCUAAUGCUCGACGAAGAGCUGAAAUCGAAGGUGAAGUCUUCGAAAAGGCAAUGGGGAGCGAGCUGGUGGGAACAAUAUUCGAUACUGUUCCAUAGAGGAAUUAAAGAAAGGCGCCAUGAAUACUUCAGCUGGCUGAGAAUCACUCAAGUUCUCGCCACCGCCGUUAUCUUAGGGUUACUGUGGUGGCGAUCGGAAAGUGGCACUCCAAAAGGCUUGCAUGACCAGGCUGGAUUGCUGUUCUUCAUAGCAGUGUUUUGGGGAUUCUUCCCAGUGUUCACAGCAAUAUUCACAUUCCCUCAAGAAAGAGCAAUGCUAAACAAAGAAAGAGCGGCUGAUAUGUACAGAUUCAGCGCUUACUUUUUGGCAAGAACCACAAGUGAUCUUCCACUUGAUCUUUUGUUGCCUAUUCUUUUCCUUCUUGUUGUCUACUUCAUGGCAGGCCUAAGGCUUAGCGCUGCUCCUUUCUUCCUCACCAUGGUCACUGUCUUCCUCUGCAUUGUGGCUGCUCAGGGCCUUGGCUUGGCUAUUGGAGCUACGCUCAUGGAUGUCAAGAAGGCCACGACUUUAGCCUCGGUCACCGUCAUGACCUUCAUGCUUGCCGGUGGAUUCUUUGUACAAAAAGUUCCGGUGUUCGUGUCUUGGAUCCGUUUCGUGUCAUUCAACUAUCACACAUACAAGCUUCUCCUAAAGGUGCAGUACAACAACAUCCUACCUACCGUAAAGGGUAUGAAAAUGGACAACGGAGUAGUCGAAGUUACUGCUCUAAUCGCCAUGGCUUUCGGGUAUCGUCUCUUAGCUUACAUUUCGUUGAGGAGGAUGAAACUGUCAGGAGUUUAACAGAAACAGAAUGCAAAAGAUUUUCUGAGGAAGAUUUACUACAAGCAAUCAGAGCAUUGGUUUGCUUGAGCUUGAAUCUGAGUUGCAGGGUCUAACAAAUAGUAAAAAUCUCUAUUAUGGAAACUCCAUUGGUAAUGUACUUACCUUUUGGAGACGGUGAUAGCAUCGAAGGCCGAACGGGGACGUGUUAUCGUCGGUAUGGCUUGCUCCUGGAGGUGCAUCAUCUAGCUAGAACAUUUAAACAGCUAAAUAUAGUAGCCUUUAACAGUAGAGGUUUAGUUCCAAAUCCAUGAACAUAAAAUGUUGGCAGCACCUUUCUGUUCUUCCUUUUCUACAAGAGAAACAUUCAGUUCAGAGGUGCUUUUUUGGUACAAACUCGGUUAUUUAUUACCGUUACAUGAAUCAUAAAUGUAUGAAUACGACGUUCGCUUC